AUGACGACCCGAAUUUUGGUGGUAUUCGACGAUGGCCAACAGGCUAGGAGCCUCAUUGAAGCAGAUUCUAUCGUUCUGGUGGUUGUGUAUCCGCUAAAUAUUGAACCGCGAACUGAAUGCGCUCACGUCUCGGAGCUGCGGCCCACCCCUUUGACGUUCCGACAUUUUUGCGCUGUACGCACUUUCUCUCGGCUUUAAAGAUCUGAAUUUUUUAGAGCUUGUAUGACAUGAGGUUGAGCUCGCCUUUGACUAUUCGGCCGAGCGAUCGGUUGCUGAUGUCAGUCUCAAGGGCAAGUUUUUCUUGAAAAUCGCGGAUUUUGCUGUGGGAGAUCUUUCGGUUGAAAGAAGCGCUGGCGGUGCGUUUUCUUUCACUUCCUGGGCGCUUACUAUCCGUAUCAAGCUCCUUGGGCCUCGUGAUUAAUUUCGACAAAACGUUCUUUCUAUACCGAGCAAAUUAACUGUUCGAACAGCUCCAAAAACAAGUCCAAAAUUGAGGUCCCUUUGUUUGAAGUUCAAAAAAGACAGGUCGAUUAUUCGAUAUGGGCGUAAAAAUCAAACCACUAGGACAGAAAAACAAAGAGAAUUUUGUAGUAAUAAACUUCUUUGGCUACACCUAACCAUUUUCGCGUCAGGACAAAUGAAAAAAAGUUUCCAUUUUUUUGGUACACCCUGUAUAUCAAAAAAUUCGCAAAAAUUUUCUGAUUCAGAAUAUAUAUAAAUUAGCUGCCUAAUUUUGGUCUAAUGACAUGUUUUUGUCCUCAGAAGUUUUCUCGCGACACCAUGCAAGUGUCUUUUUGACCGUGUUUUUACCAAUUAAAAAAUUUUGUUUUGUGCUAAACUAAAUUCUGAGGCCUUGACAAGCCUUAAAAUAUCAAAUUGGAUUACAACUACACCUUAAAAGUAGUUCCAAUGUAAAAAAUGGGUUCUAGUGGGGCAAAAGGAAUCGAACCCGUUCCCCUCGGAUUCCCAAUCUAGCGCUCUAACCACUCGGCCACACCGCUCUCUUCCGAAGGAAGAGACCAAGCGCGCUUUUGCUGCCGCAGAUUUUUUUCCUCGAGAAAAACAUUUAUUGAAAAAACUCGCUGAUAGACCAAAAUUAGGCAGCUAAUUUUUAUAUAUUCUGAAUCAGAAAAUUUUUGCGAAUUUUUUGAUAUAUAUCUCGACCGGUAAUUCCACACCCCAUAGAAGUACUUUCCUUGUUAAAAAAUUAUGAUGAUUGAUGGAUUCGAAGCUGAAUUUGCGGAAUUUUUUCUUCUAAUUUUGCAUACAGACUUCAUGUAUGCCAAAUUUUAAUUCUUGAAAAUUUUAGCUUUUGCUUUGCAUUACAGCUGAAAUAUUAAGCGCUUUUUUGGAGCGCGUACAGUGAAGGACCUGAUCCAGUGGCAAAAACCUGCCAUUUUGCAUCAGGGAAGUAUCAAAAAUGUGGUAAAAUACCUCCCUCUCCAAGUGAAAAAACACCGUUUUGAAGGGCGCGCCCUUUACCUCACAGAAAAUGCGGGCGAGCUUUUGAAAUCGGAGUUUUUUUCACUUGUAGACGGAAGUAUUUUGCUACAUUUUUUUUGAUACUUCCUGGAUGCAAAAUGGUACGUUUUUUGCCUCUGGAUCAGGCCUGUAAAAUGAAGAGAUGCCCAGUGAAAAAGAUUCUUGACCAUUUUGUUUAUGGAUGAAUUUUGAUAUAGCGUCUUUCUCCUCUCUCGAACUCUGAGCAGAGAAAAGAUAAAGCUUUUAUUGCUCCAAAUUGUUUACUUUCGGCUAUUAAUUGGAAACCCUCAGGCAUUUUAGCGAAUCAUUUUACAAGGACGCAAGUUUACAAUGUCGCAAAAUGAACGUCGAAUAUCUCGGCUGCUCUUGAAUAGAAAAAACUAACAUUUUCAAUGGAGUUUUUGACAGGGAGCGCAAAGUUCUACAAAAAAUGGGGUAAGAUAGGAUAAAAACGUAGAUUAUCCUUGUAACCUAUAUGGAAUGCCUCAAUUUUCUUCAAAUUUACAAGGCCUACUGCAGAUACAGUGGCGGACCUGAUCCAGCGGCAAAAAAACGUACCAUUUUGCAUCCGGAAAGUAUAAAAAACACUGCAAAAUGCCUUCCUCUGCAAGUGACAAGACUCCAACUUGAAAAGCGCCUGCUCUUUUGGUGAGGGAAUUGGCACGCCCUUCAAGACGGUGUUUUUUCACUUGGAGAAGGAGAGGGAGGUAUUUUGCUGAAUUUUUGAUACUUCCCGGAUGCAAAAGGGUAUGUUUUUUGCUACUGUAUCCGGUCCGCCAUUUGCAGUAUGCCUUGUAAAUUUAAAGAAAAUUGAGGCCUUCCGUAUUGGUUAGAAAGAUAAUCUACGUUUUUUUGUCCCAUUUUACCUAUUUUUUUGCAGGACUUUGCCCUCCCCUGUCAAAAACUCCAUUGAAAAUUUUUGUUUUUUCUAUUCAAAAGCAGCCCAUUUAUUCUACGUUCAUUUUGCGACAUUAUAAACUUGAUGUCCUUGUAAAGUGAUUCGCUAAAAUGCCUGAAGCCUUGCCUAUUUUUUUCAGGACUUUGCCCUGUCAAAAACUAAUCAGCUGAUCAUGAAUCCCUAAAAAUAUAUGUGAAAAAAACGGGAAGUGAAACUUAGGGUACUCUCUUAAUGCGAUAUUUCGCUUUAUUUUUGCAAUUAAAACCGCCAAAGAUCAAGGUUUCCUUUUGUAAACUUUACAACCGCUGUGCAGCGGAAUGCAGUACAAAAAUAGCCUGAUAUCAACAGCAAGGUCACCAACUGCCAGACGAUUGUUUUUUAAAGGUCUUUGUGCUGCAAUGUGCCACCCGUUUCACUCGUUUGUUUACGUAUUUAUCUUAUCAGCAAAAGGUAUGUAAAUCGAUCAAAAAUAGGAGAGAUCGGCCUUUUCGCCGACGAACUAACCUUUAAAGAGCGACCGAUGAUAAUUCAUGAUAAGUCUUUCGCUGUAAACAGUCGAUAAAACCAGCUGUACUUUGGUUCCGUGACAGGUUUUGGUCUGAAAGCCGUGAAAAAAUGGGAGAGUGUAGAUAAUUGGGCAUACACUACGGACAAUUAUCUCCGUUUUUUGGUUGUAGCUGCUAUAUUAACAAUUUUUAAAUUGAUGUUCGCCUUUUCAAAACACGGUAGUUUUAGGGCUCAAAUUUUAAUAAUAGGGCUUUUUUCCGAAUACGCGAAGGAUAUUUCGCCUCCGGACUUUUCGGGUCGACGAAAAAUCAAUCGAUACGAGGCGUAGCAGAGGCGGAGACCCAAAAAAUGUUGUAGGGGGUGCCUCCGGGGCCUGGAAACGCCAUUGAAUUCUCGGCGGAGACUUGGCGAAGAUUUACGACACGAACACUUUUUCUAAUUUUAGCGAUUGCUGACUGUAGUUUUCUUCACCCUAAGCAACAGGUAAAAGGCAAAAACUUUCUCCAAAAAAGAAGAUCCGUAAGUUUUGUCUGGAUGUAAUACAUGUGAAACCCCUCAAAAUAGGCGAUAAACUAUCCUAGGACCUGAUCAAUUGUAUAUUUUUUUGUAUUAACUGAGCCUUCUGCUAGCCUCUUUCAUGGAUGCAACGACUAAUCAGUGCGGAUCAAACUAUCGUUGACCCGAAUAGUCGCAUUAGUGCCGAGCAUUUUUGUGUUUUGAGUGCAAGAAAGUUGCAAAAUGGACAUUUCUCACAAACAACAAAGUUUUUAGGUCUAAAUGGGUGCCCAUUGUAAUAACUUGCAGGUAAUUACCUAUACCAUGAACUGUAUAGUGUGAAAACCAUCGGUUUUUGACCCACCAGCGAUUACGUGACAUAAACAUCGAUUACGCCUCCACUGUCGUAAAUAUCUUACUUUAUGACUUUGCUGAAGCCAGAUCGUCGUAAAGGCCAGGAAAGUACAUAAUAAAUACGUUUCCUUAGUCAACCAUUACGAUGAUUUGGUUGCCAAAACAACUCAUAAAGUCAAGUAUUUACGACAGUGUUUCGUAAUCGAUGUAUAUGGCAUAUAACCUCCACUAGGUCAUACCCAAAGAUUUUCACUCUGUACAGCUCAUGAUGUAGGUAAUUUUCUGCAAGUCAUUGUAUAAGGCACCCAUUUUGAUCUAAAAACUUUGUUGUUUGUGAGAUUAUGUCCAUUUUGGAACCUUGUUCCACUCAAAACAUAAAACUUUUCUCCGUGUUCUUGUCAUACUACAAUAUUUUUACCCUCUCCCUCACUACAAUAUGUUUACCCUCUCCUCAAUUUUUCAACUUUUACAUCACAUAAAGUCGAAACUCACAAUCAGUUUGUUGAUAAAAAGGGGUCUUUUCGUUGAUGUGUUGUUCUUUCAUUCACAUGAAAAGUUUUUAUGUUUUUUCUCCGCCCAACCCAAAAAGAGAGGAGAAUUUAUGGAGAGAAAGUGCUUAUUAUAAGGCAUUCCGUCGGUCAAAACCACGGGUUUUGUUGUUAAUCGGGCGAGGGGUCGAUCAGUUUUUAAGGGUUCAUGGUCUGCUCAUUAAUUUUUGGCAAGACAGAGGAAAUUUCGUUAAAAAUAGAGCGAUGAGUGCCACAAAUUUAAAUUAUUUUUGUACCCCGUGUGUAAAGGCUUAAUUCUCUUCAAACUUAUAAGGCUGAUUGUAAAUAGGGUAGUAGUCAAUUACUGAAAAUUUUAGCUCCCGCUUGGCAAGAGCAGCUGAGAUAUUCAACAAUCAUUUUUCGCGAGAGAUUACGUCUAGUUAGGAGAGUCGGUUGGACAAAAAAACGCUAGAAAUUUUUCCCAUUUUUUAUAAUUUCCAGUCGUCUUACAGUGGGGGACCUGAUUCAGUGGCAAAAAACGUACCAUUUUGCAUCCAGGAAGUAUCAAAAAAUGAGGCAAAAUACCUCCCUUUCCAAGUGAUAAACUCCGAUUUGAAAAGCGCGCCCGCUCUUUUUGUGAGGAAAAGGGCGCGCCUUUCAAAACGGAGUUUUUUAGUUGGAGAGGGAAGCAUUUUAUCACAUUUUUGAUACUUCCCGGAUGCAAAAUGGUACGUUUUUGCCACUGGAUCAGGUCCUUCACUGUGAGAAGACUCGGUUAGACAAAAAAAACGAAAUUUCCUAGUUUUUAUAUGUAAUUUCUAUUCGUUUUAUUUAGACUAACCAUAAUUUUAAGGCGUGUUCUAACCAAAAAACUCCUUCUACCCCUCGUACUUUACCUCAAAUCUAAUUUUUUAGUCCCAUCUACCUCAACCUCGUGUACAAAAAAAAAUCGCAAAAAUGACGCACAAAAAAGUCACCAUUGUCGGAUCCGGCAACUGGGGCUCGGCGAUUGCGCGGAUUGUCGGCCAAACCACCCAGCAGAAUCCCGACAUUUUCGACAAAACCGUGCGCAUGUGGGUGUUUGAGGAGAUUGUGAACGGCGAAAAGCUGAGUGAAAUCAUCAACACCCGGCAUGAGAAUGUGCGAUAUUUGCCCGGAAAGAUCUUGCCGAGCAACGUGGUCGCGGUCCCGGAUUUGUUGGAGGCCGCGAAGGAUGCGGACAUUUUGAUUUUUGUGAUUCCUCAUCAAUUCGUGGAGAAAGUGUGCGCUCAAUUGAAGGGAAAUAUCAAGCCGGACGCGGAAGUGGUGUCGCUAAUCAAGGUAGGCUAGAAGACGAUAUAGUUGGACAUUCAAAUCUUUAGAAGCCCAAACGCAUUCGUCCCAUUUUUGAGCAAUUUUCCGAUGAACGAACAGAAUGCCAACCAUGGCGGGAAACGGAAAAUUUGAAAAAAUUCGUCGGUAGUUGAUAUAAAACGCUUUAAAAACGGUCUAUAAAGAGUUUAGCCAAGUUUCUGGCAGUUUUAUGGUGAAAAAACACAAUGCCAAAAAUGGCGGGAAAAACAAAAUUUUAAUUUUUUUUUGUAAUUUGAUCAAAAUUAGUAUGUAUGUUGCUUCCAACAUGAGUUUAGCCAAGUUUAUGGCAGUUUUAUGGUGAAAAAACACUAUGCCAAAAAUGGCGGGAAAACAAAAUUUGAAAAUUUUUAUCGUUAUUUGAACAAAAUUCGCCUGUUUCUUGCCUAUAACAAAACAAAAUUGUGUUUUCAAUAAUUAAACAGCAGUUUUUAACUCAAUUUUAACCGUUUUUUACCUCAGGGCUAUUACUUUCAGGGCGUUUCCGUCGGUCACGGUGGCGGAAUCCACUUGAUUUCCGAGGUUAUCCGCGCCGCCCUGGAUGUGGAAGUCUCUGUCUUAAUGGGCGCAAAUUUGGCGCCAGAAGUUGCGAACGAGAACUUCUGCGAAGCGACGAUUGGAACCAAGGAUCUCGACGUGGGGCAUGCGUUGAAAGUUCUGUUCCACACCGAUUAUUUCCGCAUUAAUGUUGUCAAGGAUGCUCAUACCGUGGAAUUGUGUGGUGCUUUGAAGGUAAAAAUUUGUGAAAUUGCCUUAGGACAUACCGAAAAAUUUUUCAGUCGUCAUUUUUUAUGAGUUUUUCUCAGGGGGUACCCUCAAAAUUUGCCCUUAUAAUUUUGAUGAAACUUGGGAACAAAUUUAGCAUGGGGUUUUCCAAGGCAUCUGCGAGAUUUUUAGACCGCGCUUUGCAGAAAUCACCGAGAUUUUUUGGUCGAAAAUCGGUCAAAGGCUCAAGCAUUUACCUUUUUUCGACCUAAAAAUCUCGAUAAUUUAUGCAAAGCACGAGCUAAAAAUUUCGCAUAUUGCUCGGAAAAUUCUAGUCUAAAUUUCUCCCAAGUUUCGUCCAAAUCAUCAGUAUUUGAAAAUUAACUCAAAAAUUUUCACUUUUUCAGAACAUUGUCGCUUGCGCUGCCGGAUUUUCGGAUGGUCUUGGUUACGGAGAUAACACAAAAGCUGCCAUCAUUCGCUUGGGUUUGAUGGAAACAAUCCGAUUUGUUGAAGAAUUUUACCCCGGAUCUCAAUUCACCACAUUCUUCGAGAGUUGCGGCAUUGCCGACCUUGUUACUACUUGUUAUGGUGGCCGCAACCGCAAGAUUUGUGAGGCCUUCGCCAAGACUGGAAAGGUAUCGCACAGAAAUAGAAAAAUGACUGUUACAGUGAAGGACCUGAUCCAGUGGCAAAAAACGUAGCAUUUUGCAUCCGGGAAGUAUCAAAAAUGUGUCAAAAUACCUCCCUCUCCAAGUGAAAAAACACCGUUUUGAAGGGCGCCCUCACAAAAAGAGCGGGCGCGCUUUUGAAAUCUGCUUUUUUUCACUUGGAAAUGGAGGUAUUUUGCCACAUUUUUCGAUACUUCCCGGAUGCAAAAUGGUACGUUUUUUGCCAUUGAAUCAGGUCCCCCACUGUAAGACGAAUAGAAAUUAGAAAAAAUGGGGAAAAUUUCGAUAGUUUUUUUUGUCUAACCGACUCUCCUCACUAGACGUAAUCUCUCAUGAAAAAGGAUUGUCGAAUAUCUCAGCUACUCUUGCCAAGCGGGAGCUAAAAUUUUCAGGGAUUGGCCCUUUCCCUAACAAAAAGAGCGCAAAACGAGCGGGCGUGCUUUUGAAAUCGGAGUUUUUUCACUUGGAAAGGGAGGUAUUUUGCCAUAUUUUUUUGAUACUUCCUGGACGCAAAAUGGUACGUUUUUUGCCACUGGAUCAGGUCCCCUGUAGUUCGAAACCUGAAGAGAUCACCAACAUUUUUAGGCCUAAAAAUUGACGAAAAUUGAGCUUGUUCUUGCCUCACGUCAAAUUCUAGUCGACAAAAAUCUAUUUUUUAGUCAUCAUGUCUAUUAUAACCCAUAAUUUCCCUAAAUUUUCAGUCCAUCCAAGAGCUCGAAGUCGAACUUCUCAACGGCCAGAGUGCCCAAGGCCCUCCAACUGCCGCCGAACUGUACGCUUCGUUGAAAAGUCGUGGAGUCGAACGGAAAUUCCCCCUUUUCGUCUCGGUCCACAAGAUUUGCAUCGGCGAAUUGCCGGUCAACAAAAUCAUCGACCAAAUCCGCGACCAUCCCGAACACCACCAGAAACCUCAUGUGUUUUAA
Molecule: messenger RNA, 7873 nt
Organism: Bursaphelenchus xylophilus (pine wood nematode)
Lineage: Eukaryota; Metazoa; Nematoda; Chromadorea; Rhabditida; Aphelenchoididae
Source: the annotation of a GenBank genome assembly